Blastocystis hominis is the source of this 1335-nucleotide messenger RNA. RefSeq lists its product as hypothetical. The record is from RefSeq and is a predicted model, not a curated record. NCBI's taxonomy places the organism in Eukaryota, Bigyra, Opalinata, Blastocystidae. The transcript is spliced from 4 exons. Bases 10 to 1335 code for a protein of 441 amino acids.
GUUGUUCUUAUGAAGAAUUACAUACCUCUUCUAGUUAUCUUCACUGUAGCACUUGCUGUACCUGCAGUGCAAGUGGAUGUCGUUACAGGACCUGUUAAUUUUUGGUUCUUAGAUUGUUUAAAUAAAGUUUGCUCUGAGCUAGAUGCCACAAAGAACAUGAACGUGGAGGAUGGAGCGUCCGUGCCCAUUGAGUUGGAAGAAAAGCCCACCUACACCCUGUUUGUUCAGUGUCUCCGCUCCGAGGAUAAUUGCUAUGUGUCCUACUCCACUGCCAGCUGGAAUAGCACGGUUUCGGUCGCCCCGAUGGAGUCUUCCACCUUCCCCGCCUCGAAUUCUGCUGCCAUCCUGGAAGCCUCGAUGACUCCGGAGUACUACAACCAAGAAGGCCCGGUGGAGGUCGUUCUGAAGUUCUCCCUCACCGGUUCGUCGUUGCCGGUGCAGCUCUCUCUGACCGCGUCGGAUUUGACCAUCACGAACGGCGCGCUUUCCAGCGAGAUCUCGGAGCCGAACCCUGGCGAGUUCCACUUCCAAGUGACGCCCUCGGCGCGUUCCUCGUUCGCGGUAAUCCUCUCUCCCUCGCUGAUGACCGCGGACGGCUUCUUCGUGGAGCGCGGCGCGCUGCAGGCGGUGCUCUUCGACGACGAGGCGCCCUACCUGCUGACCACGCAGUACACCGACGGCCUCAUCGAGGACCUGGAGACCAAGCAGAUCGUGCUGACGCUGAACGAGCCCGUCUCGGUGCUCUCCUUCUCCGGCGUGGUGCAGUCCGUCGUCGCGAGCUCGGCGCCCAACGCCUUCGAAGUGGUGCUGCGUGGCUCCGGCGACGCGCUGAUCGACUUCGAGGACCUCGCCGGCAAUCGCUUCAGCUUCUCGCACCCGGUCGUCUUCGACCCGCAGUCGGACGUGGUUCUGAUCGAGCAGCCCGCGCUGAACGCGACGCUGCCGCUGAAUGGCCGCGUGGAGUUCGCGUUUAACCACGCGGUGCAGGUGAGCGAGACGGUGCGCGAGGCGCAGCUGGCCACGGAGGAAGCGACGAUCUCGGUGCGACUGGACAACCAGCGAAUGGUCCGCGUGGAGGACAACCGCGUGCUGAUCUUCUUCGACCCCGCGGUGAUGGCGGAGGGCGAGUACGUGCUGACGAUCCCUGCGGGAGCGUUCGAGAGCGACGCGGGGAAGACGUCGGAGGCGAUCGUGGUGCCGGUGUGGGUGACGGGGAAGCAGUGCAAUACGGGCUAUGUGGUCGGAGGAAUGCGGGGAGAGAAGUGCCGUUGCUUUAGCAGCGGAGAUCGCUGCCAGUGCUCGUGUGGAGAAACGUCGUUUUCUAGAAAAUAUUAG